Molecule: messenger RNA, 1040 nt
Organism: Nothobranchius furzeri (turquoise killifish)
Lineage: Eukaryota; Metazoa; Chordata; Actinopteri; Cyprinodontiformes; Nothobranchiidae
Source: RefSeq, a predicted model, not a curated record
ACCUCUUGGCUGCUGCACCCAUCUGUAACCAGGUGAAAUCACCACACCUGGCCAGGUGACAGCUCCUCCACUCGGCUCUCAGCAGCCACGUGACUUUAUCAUCCAUCAGCUCAGACUUGAGGAAACGCGGUAAAGUUUUCUUCAUUCCAGGAAACUACAAGAUUAGUUUGUAGGCUGAAGUUUUAAGAUCUUCGGUGAUGGAUAAGUUAAAAUCUGUUUUAAGUGGAGAAGAGGCGCGGAGAGAAGACAGAAACGUCUUACAGACCGUGAGUGAAGCCUCGUCUUUGAGCUGGAGCACUCGGAUCAAAGGAUUCAUUGCUUGUUUCGUGGUGGGAGCGGCGUGCACAGUUUUGGGGGUGUGCGUCCUCUUUCUGCCCAAGAUUGGUCUGACGCUCUUCAUUGUCUUCUACACAUUCGGGAACAUAUGUGCUUUGUGCAGUACAAUGUUUCUGAUGGGACCAGUGAAGCAGCUGAAAAGGAUGUGUGACAAAACCAGAGCACUGGCCACCACCAUAAUGCUUACUUGCCUUGUGUUGACUCUCUGUGCAGCUUUCUGGUGGAAGAACUUUGGUCUUGCUUUGCUGUUUUGCAUUUUGCAGGUCUUGUCUUUUACCUGGUACAGUCUGUCAUACAUCCCAUGUGUGAGGUUGGUCCUCUUAGCACCAUUUGUCCAAAUAGCAAAUGAUGGCAUGAACGCUCAGUAUGAAUUCUUAUGAAGAGCUUGUUUGGGACUGAUUUGUGUGAAUUGCUGUUUUAGGGAGGCGAUCUUGCGGCUAGUGGCUCUCUGCUUGAAAUGACUCAAGUUGAAGAUUCAAGCUGGAUCAUGCAUUUUUUAAACAAAGGCCACGUCUGGUUCACAACACCUUUAUCCUGCACGGCCAGACACCUUUUAUCCCGAAGGUUUUAACUUUUCUGCUUGAUUCAUUUAACUGAUUGACUCUGGAGCCAUUGUAUCUGCUGGUUCAUUUUUAGCAAUAACUGUGUUGGGUGUAUCAUGUGUAAAUAUCUGUAAUAAUAUUAAACUUUAAUUUAAAACAACA